Messenger RNA from Humulus lupulus (European hop), 357 nucleotides. RefSeq names its product protein CLAVATA 3. The transcript has 3 exons. Gene Ontology annotation, molecular function: receptor serine/threonine kinase binding. The coding region runs from base 1 to 357 and encodes 118 amino acids. NCBI's taxonomy places the organism in Eukaryota, Viridiplantae, Streptophyta, Magnoliopsida, Rosales, Cannabaceae. The record is from RefSeq and is a predicted model, not a curated record.
AUGGCUUCUAAGUCCAUCUUCAUCUGCAUUGCCUUCCUUGUGGUUGUUUGUUUUGUGUUGAUGAAGGAAGCAACUACUGACUGCAAUACCGGUGGGGAAAUGGUGUACGGCUGCUUCUAUGUGGAUCAAACUGUUGGCUUUUCAGCUGUAAAGAGCAACAAUAAUAGAAAGGUUCUCAGAGGUUUACGGGAGAAGAAAGUGGUCAUUAUCGAUCAAACACAGAUGAAGACAUCAAGUUCAAGCUAUGGAAAUGGAGGAAACAAGUUGAAUGAUUGGGAGGCGUUGAGGAAGGUUCCUUCUGGUCCUGAUCCACUUCACCAUAAUGGCAACAACCACAAGAAGCCCCGGAGCCCAUGA